Scleropages formosus (Asian bonytongue) is the source of this 832-nucleotide messenger RNA. It is a transcript of the gene lcn15, whose product is annotated as lipocalin 15. The transcript is spliced from 7 exons. The record is from RefSeq and is a predicted model, not a curated record. Lineage: Eukaryota; Metazoa; Chordata; Actinopteri; Osteoglossiformes; Osteoglossidae. Gene Ontology annotation, molecular function: small molecule binding. Bases 98 to 652 code for a protein of 184 amino acids.
GCGUAGUCUCUUCAGUUUGCAUCGAGCCCUGCGUUUGCUCUGCCCAGAAAUCCAUUUUGCAACAGUGACUUUGCGCUGCUCUCGUCUCGCUGGCACAAUGAAGCUCAUCGCGAUGCUAUUUUUUGCGAUGCUCUUCUGCCUGUCCUGGGUCAGCGCCACCAUAGAGCCUCAGAAAGACUUUGACCUGCAGAAGUUUGCAGGAAAGUGGUACCGUGUGGCCUCGGCCUCUAACUCUCCUAGAUUCGCCCACUACAAGGACAAGUUACGCGUCGCCAUGGUCAUGAUGACUCCGCAGGAAAACGGAGAUAUUAACGCCACCGUGUGGAAGCAGAAGUCAUCUGGUUGCUACAACACUGCCGUAACAUACCAGAAAACGGCAGUUCCUGGAAAAUUCACCUAUUUCUGCAAAUCCCAUCUACGAACGAAGGAAAUCAUUGUGGUGGAGACCGAUUACGUUGAAUACGCCCUGACGCUGAAAUACAAGGACAGGACCAAAGAGUUCUCCUACCUCUCUCUUUACACUCGCAGAGAGAAGCUGGAGCCAGAACCUCUAGAGAAAUUGAAGGAGUUCUCUCUGUCCCAAGGCCUUCCAAAGGAGUCUGUUGUGAUCAUGCCAGCUCCUCGAGAAGACUGUCUUCCAAACAACGUCUAGGGCUCCUGGGUGGACUUGGGCUGUCCUGGGGGAAUACUGACCACGCAGCGGAGUCUCGUCUUCUCACUCGAGGCCUUCGUAUGCUGUACGAACAGACAGACUGUUGCUUUUCGGGGUUCAGCGAAGGCUGAAAGGAGGCCUGCUGUGCACUUCCUAAUAAAAGCUCUAACAUAUUCGUAA